Messenger RNA from Neurospora crassa OR74A, 3226 nucleotides. Its product is annotated as mitochondrial intermediate peptidase. Gene Ontology annotation, biological process: peptide metabolic process. Bases 311 to 2728 code for a protein of 805 amino acids. The record is from RefSeq and is a predicted model, not a curated record. NCBI's taxonomy places the organism in Eukaryota, Fungi, Ascomycota, Sordariomycetes, Sordariales, Sordariaceae. The transcript has a single exon. Gene Ontology annotation, cellular component: mitochondrion. Gene Ontology annotation, molecular function: metalloendopeptidase activity.
CGGGAACUUCCACUUGGCAUUGAUUCAAUCCCAUCUCAACAUGCUUCUUCUUCUUCUGCUCUCUUGAUUACUUGCUCUUUCAUGUCACCAAUUGUAUCACCACCCUAUUUCGAUUCCUAGACUAGAUCUGCUCUAGCAUUCACAACAAAACAAUCGCGGCACAUGCUCGCCUCAUAGACGACACAUUGGUAGUUGUGGUCACCCCGCCAUCCACAACCAACUCGAUACCGACCUGACCCAGCGACGGUACACAAUCUGAUUCCCCUCCUCGCCCAAGUUCCGAACCCAGUCCAGUCGGCAUCUCGACAACAUGAUACAACCUCUGGUUAAAGCCAGUAGGCCCCGGCUGUGGGUCUGCUCCGACUGCCUUCUCCGACGCACUCUCUCUCCUCUGCUCAGACAGCAACGACGACGAUUCACAGGCUUUACUGCGCAUGCUCCCAAGACCUUGACGGGCACCAUCCCCGUCACCCACAAGAACGGCGACACAAAACACGAUGACUCUCUUCUACGAUCCAUCUUCGACUCGCCCGAAACAUGGAAGCAGUUCUCCGGCGACAAGCAUGGCCGAAACGUCGGCCUCUUCCGCAACGCAUACCUCACCAGCCCCCAUGGCUUCCUCGACUUUGCCCAUGUGAGCUUGGGAAAGGCUCGUGCCCUGGUCGACAAGGUCCUCAACGCCCAAUCUCUCGACGAAUACCGCGCCAUUGUCCGCCAUCUCGACCGCCUAAGCGAUAUCCUGUGUCGCGUCUUGGACAUGGCCGACUUUGUGCGCGUCACCCAUCCUGACCAGCAAAUCCAGCGGACCGCCUCGAUGGCCUGGGACAUGAUGUACGAGUACAUGAACCAGCUCAACACCAUGACGGGCUUGUACGACCAGUUGGUCCAGGCAAUGGACAACCCACAGGUUAGCACCACCUGGUCUGAGGAGGAGAGGAUGGUGGCCGAGGUCCUCAAGCUCGACUUCGCCAAGUCCGCCGUUCACCUGCCCAAGGACGCCCGGGACAAGUUUGUACACCUGUCGUCGGCAAUUAGCCAGACGGGAACCAACUUUAUCCAGCACAUGGAACCCAAGAUCCCAUACACCACUGUUGAAAAGUCCCGGAUGAUGGGCAUGGAUCCCGUAGAGGUCAAGAGGAUGGCUUCCAUGGGCAAAGUGUACGUCCAAACUCUGAGUCCCCAGGCCUCAAUAGCACUCCGUACUGUACGCGAUGACCACGCCCGACACCAACUAUUCAUGGCUUCUCGCACCGCUUCCCGCAGGACUGUCCAUACCUUGGAGGAGCUCAUGUUGUUGCGUGGUGAGUCGGCCAAGCUCUCGGGUUUCGAGAGUUAUGGCCACCUCGUCCUCCACGACCGUAUGAUGGCCAGCACCCCCGAGUCUGUGAGACAGUUUCUCCAAGCUUUGUCCGAAAACACCAGACCUCAAGCUCAACAGGAGGUGGCUGAUCUCACAGCAGCCAAGAGGGCGCACAAGGGCGGCGAUGCAACCCUCGAGCCCUGGGACAAGGACUUUUACGCCGAGUCCAUCCGUCAGGCCAUCAAGUCCCGGCAGAAGCGUGAAGACCUGUCCUCUUACUUCUCCCUCGGCACCGUUAUGCAAGGCCUUUCCAGGAUAUUCACGCGCCUCUACGGUAUUCGCUUCGUUCCCCGCGAGCCCAUGCCCGGUGAGACCUGGCACCCUGACGUGCGUCGGUUAGAUGUUGUCUCGGAUGUUGAAGGCCAUGUCGCCGUCCUAUACUGCGAUCUAUUUUACCGCCCCCUCAAGUCGCCCAACCCAGCUCACUUUACUCUCCGCUGCUCUCGUGAGCUGUCGCCCCACGAGAUUGCUGAAACUGCCCAUACCCAAGCCGAGAACCCACAUGUGUUGAUUCCCUCCUUCGAGUCUGCCGAGUUUGCUGCCAAUGAUGGGAUGGCCUACUCUCGCUCCCAGGAUGGUGCUAUCAAGCAACUCCCCACCAUUGCUCUUGUGUGUGACUUUCCCCAGCAAUCCCACAACCGGCCCGCCCUUCUGUCUUUCUUUCAGCUUGAAACGCUUUUCCACGAGAUGGGUCACGCGAUUCACUCCAUCCUGGCCCGAACCUCCUUCCAGAACGUUAGUGGUACCCGAUGCGCCACUGAUCUCGCCGAGCUUCCUUCUACUUUGAUGGAAUACUUUGCUGCUGACCCGUCUGUUCUCGCCCUAUUCGCACGCCACUACGAGACUGACAACCCCCUUCCCUAUGAGUGGGUCGACAACAAGAUCCGCGAGGCCCGUCGCUUCGAGGCGCUGGAUACUGAAAAUCAAAUCAUCCUUGCCAUGCUCGACCAGGAAUUGCACUCGUCCAAGGCGGUGCAAGGCCACAUUGACUCCACCGAAAUCUUUCACAGCCUUCAGAGACAGUUCAGCACCGCCCCGCCGGACCCCCAAGGAACGGCAUGGCAGGGCUUUUUCGGCCACUUGGUCGGAUACGGCAGCACAUAUUACAGUUACCUCUUUGACCGGGUCUUGGCUCAGAGGGUAUGGAAUGUCGUAUUCAACAGUGGACAAGGCGGAGCAGCACUGCAGAGAGAAAACGGAGAGAGGUUGAAGGAAAACCUGCUCAAGUGGGGAGGUAGCAAGGACCCUUGGAAGUGCCUUGCGGGUGCAUUGAAGGAUGAGAGGUUAGAGGGAGGUGGAGAGAAGGCAAUGAAGUUGGUUGGAAGCUGGGGAGGUCAGCGGGGGACAAAGAGCGACCAAGCAGUAUAGCAGUAAGAUAUGGCAACCUGAAAAACCAGUGGCCGCUCCUGGCUGAACAGUUGACACCAAAAGAGCAAGUAAAGAGGUACACUGCCAAUACUAGGGCAGCAGACUUGCCUGUUGUUUUACCACGACCCUGCUCUUCCCACCUCAGAAUCCCACGCCCAAAUAUGUCCAUGGGCAUUCAUUCCUCACAAAAUCGACAAAAUGCACCUGCGCCCAAUGUCAGUGGAAUCAACCUGGUCGCCCUCGACGGGCACAAUCCGGAUCAGUUGUCUGGGUUGAAACUCGAUGCUGCGUCAAGAAGAAAUGCAUGUGUGUACUAUCUACCUACCUGGUGGCGGAAAUCUGAUCCAGCAGUUUUAAACUCCCGUCCCGAUCGACCGAACCCUUGGUCCUAAUAGGGACAAUGUCUGAACGUCGAGGCAGUACCGACCUCGAAGCGCACAUAAAGCCGGGGCCAAGUACCGUGACUUGAGGCUGCCUGCCAUCGAGUGUGUGCACACC